UAUAGUAAGUUUUAAUUACCAAAUACCUUUGUCAAUGGCUCACACCCUACUUUCCUCACUCCCAAUCCGCAAUUUCGCUAGAGUACCUGUCCCGUCUAAAGUUCCUUUCUCACUUGUAACACCCAGAAGUGGUACCGUUCCUUUCUCUGUCCAAUGCAUGCAUCCCAGCAAAAUUUCAAGUAGUCCUGAAAUUUCGCGGCGAUCGGCAAAUUACCAACCUCCCAUUUGGCAAUAUGAUUACAUUCAGUCACUGAGGAGUAAAUAUGCGGAGGAAUCGUGCACUAGACAAAUUAAUGUGUUGGUAGAACAAGUGAGGAUGAUGCUUCACAAAGUGGGGGACCCUUUAGAGCAACUUGAGCUGAUAGAUGUCUUGCAAAGGCUAGGAUUAUCUUAUCACUUCGAGGCAGAACUGAAGAGAAUAUUAGAAGCUCUAUACAGCAAUGAUCAUGGUGGUGACAUUGAUACAUGGAAGGCGAAGAAUUUAUAUGCCACUGCUCUUAAAUUUAGACUACUAAGACAACAUGGAUACAGUGUGUCUCAAGGUAUUCAAUGAAAAAAAUAGGAUUUUACUAGUGGAUAUUUAUAUCUAAGGGUAAAGUCAAGUACACUUCCUUAGAUUCCCCAAUUUAAUUCAACCAAAUAGUUGCCUUGGUUAGUAAUUAAGGGUGAGUUUGGUUAAGUUUUUU
This is a messenger RNA of Quercus lobata, 686 nucleotides long. Its product is annotated as myrcene synthase, chloroplastic-like. Gene Ontology annotation, biological process: terpenoid biosynthetic process. The transcript has 2 exons. Bases 35 to 553 code for a protein of 172 amino acids. The record is from RefSeq and is a predicted model, not a curated record. Lineage: Eukaryota; Viridiplantae; Streptophyta; Magnoliopsida; Fagales; Fagaceae. Gene Ontology annotation, molecular function: terpene synthase activity.